UUUAUUAACCAAUGUGAGUGUCAUUGAGCAGUAGUAGUUGUUACGGUUAAUUUUCUUUGUUUGCUUUCAUGGCCCAAGACCACUAUGAGUUCAGCCACCCUGACAAAAUUACUCAAACUGAGCCGCCCACACCUUUUCCUAACACACAACUGCACAAACAUGAAAGAAGUCAUGAAGUUCCAUGCCCAUUUCAUCACAAAUGGCCUUUCCAAUGACACCCUUUUCCUCAGCACUGUCCUAUCCUUCACUGCACUCUCUCCUGCUGGGAAUUUAGCUUAUGCCCACUUAGUUUUCAACCACUUAGAUGCUCCAAAUUUGUUCAUGUUCAAUACUAUGAUCAGAGGUUAUGCUUCUAGUUGUGAUCCUAUACAAGCCAUCUCUCUUUACAUUCGACUGUUUCGAUCCGGGCUCUUUCCCAAUAACUAUACCUUCCCUUUUGUCAUCAAAGCUUCAUCCCAUAUUACAGACUCCACGUGUGGACAUGCCAUCCAUGGUUCUGUUAUUAAAUUCGGACACUUAUUGGAUCUUCAUAUAUCGAAUUCACUAUUACACAUGUAUGCUAGUUUUGGGUUCUCGAAAGAGAUUGUUAAGUUGUUUGAUGAAAUGCCUGAACCAGACGUGGUGUCAUGGAAUGUUGUCAUUGAUGAUUAUGCUCAAUGUGGAUGUCUUGGUGAGGUUCUAUACGCAUUUGAUAGGAUGUGGAAUUCUGGGGUUGAACCCAAUUCAGUCACUCUGCUCGGUCUUCUCUCUGCCUGCUCAAAAAUGGGUAAUUUGCAUAUUGGGAGGUUGAUUCAUUUGUAUAUAAUAAAGAAUGAUAUUCAUGUUGGUGAAAAUCUAGGAAAUGGGUUGCUUGAUAUGUAUGCAAAAUUCGGAGAUAUUGAUUCAGCUGAGAAAUUGUUCAAGAGGAUGCCUGUGAAGACGGUGUUUUCGUGGACCUCAAUGAUAGAUUGUUUCAUACAGAAAGGUGAAUUAGAAAGUGCCAGUGUGAUUUUCAAUCAGAUGCCUGAGAAGGAUACAACUUCUUGGAAUGUGAUGCUUAAUGGGUUCAUGGUGGCAGGCAAUAUGAAUUCUGCGGAAGAAAUUUUCAAAGCCAUUCCUGAUAGGGAUUUGGUUUCAUGGAACAGCAUGAUCGUUGGUUGUGCUCAGAACAAGAAAUAUGUAAAAGCCCUGGAAUUCUUUAGAGAAAUGCUGUUUUCAGGAGUUAAGCCGGAUCGAAUAACGCUGGUUAGUGUGUUCUCUCUAUGCUGGUUUACAGGUGCAUUGGAACUUGGUGAGUCCGCUCAUGCUUGUGUGGAGAAACAGAACAUAAAAGGGGAAGAAGUUGAGGUAGCUUUGUUGGACAUGUACUCCAAGUGUGGGGCUCCUGAGAAAGCUCUGAGAGUUUUUAAUGGCAUUCUAAGAAAGUCUGUGCUGGCUUGGAGUGCCAUGAUAGUUGGAUUAGCCAUGAAUGGUCUUGCAAAUGAAGCACUCCACUUCUUCCAUCAAAUGCAAAUUGCAGGAACAAAACCGAAUGAGGUCACUUUCAUUGGUGUCCUAUGUGCAUGCAGUUAUGCGGGGCUAGUUGAAGAAGGUAAAUGGUUCUUCAAUGCAAUGGACCAGAUUUAUGGCAUCAAACCAAGGGCCGAGCACUUUGGUUGCAUGGUCGAUGUUCUGGGACGUGCUGGGCUGUUGAAGGAAGCAGAGAUCUUUAUUCAGAAUUUGCCGGUUAAAGUCGACGCUAGUGUCUGGGGAGCUCUACUCGGUGCGUGUAGAAUGCACGGUGAAGUUCAAAUGGGUGAAAAAGUGGCAAGAAUACUGAAGGAAAUGGAUGCAACUCAUUCAGGUCAAUAUGUACUUCUCUCCAACAUUUACGCUGCGGAAAACAGAUGGUUAGAUGCAGAAAAGGUGAGGAAGGAGAUGAAAGCUUCUGGAGUGCAGAAAAAGCCAGGUUUCAGCUUGAUUGAGCUGAAAGGGGAUAUGCACCAGUUCUUGGCCGGGAAUACUUAUGCCGGAAACAGAAAUAAAUACGCCAUGGAAGUGGAGAUCACUGAGAGAAUAUAGAAACACUAACAUACCAAAACCUAGCUUCUUGAUAAGAAUGCAUCCUGGGUUGAUUAUGAUGAACUUAAGCCACGACACCAUUAUAAGAAAUUUUACCUUUCGUGGGGUGUGUUCAUUGUAUGGAAUUAAGGUUGUGUAUAAUGACCGUCCAGUGGUGCAAACAAAGAAAUUCAACUGAUUAACAACAAAUGAGACAAAGAUAUUGUUGAAAGAUAGAGCUUGAAAUUCAAGUAGAGCUGUGUGAGCUGGCUUCUUUACUUCUUGAUAAUACAAAAUCUCUGAAUUUGUUUCUAAGUUGACAA
This is a messenger RNA of Cornus florida, 2342 nucleotides long. RefSeq names its product pentatricopeptide repeat-containing protein At2g29760, chloroplastic-like. The coding region runs from base 85 to 2040 and encodes 651 amino acids. Gene Ontology annotation, biological process: RNA modification. The record is from RefSeq and is a predicted model, not a curated record. Lineage: Eukaryota; Viridiplantae; Streptophyta; Magnoliopsida; Cornales; Cornaceae. Gene Ontology annotation, molecular function: RNA binding; protein binding. The transcript has a single exon.